AUGGGGCCAGUCGUUGUGCCAAGUCAGUGUUUUCAUCCUCCCAGACAAGUCUGGUACCAAAUUAUCGACCACGGAAGGAUGAAAGGAAGCACAGUUGGACAUCUUAUUCAGUAUGAAAAUUUGGAAUGUUCGACAGUUACCGCAAUUUCAGCUGGGGAUGGGAGCGUGCACAGUGAUGCAGUGAAAGAUGAGCGGAACCAGGGUGGCUUUCACAAUCUACUGUCCGAGUUCUACGUUUCGCUGUGGGAUACGUGCCACGUCAAAAUCAUAACACGCAGGGAAAUGUCUGUCCCUUGUGAACUCAAUGCCCAUGAAGGGAACCUGAUUGAGAGCAAUAAGAGCGCACUAGUCUCACCUUCUGCCCUUUCGCUUCCUGAUCACUCAACGGAGGUCGUUCCUAAUUCUCUGAUAGCAAAUUCCGCGAGAGUGUCAGACGAGAAUGACAGUGUUCAUCAGUAUUCCAUACAAUUUUUGCCGAGGUUCAAAUAUCGACGUAAUUUCUUUCAUGAGAAGAAGCAUGUUCGUGAAGUAGCUGUCGUGAAACCUCAUGACUUGGUAACGGUUCGCGACUUCCUCAUGGAAAUAAUUGCAAGGGAGCAGCGUUAUCAGCAGAAAUUAGUGAUUCCUUGGGACUCAGUGCAGAAGCGCUAUCAAACUAUGGUGACUGAUGUUAACUCGACGGACAGGGAUCUGUUUGCUCGCUAUCAACCCAAGUUAGGGUUUUUCCCUGACUCCAUGGAUGAACAGUUGCUCGAAGUAUGGACUGGGAAAGGAUCUGUCGUGGACGUCUUUUCGUUACCGGAAUUUGAAGGGCUCGAGUGCGUGCGGGAACCGCUCCCUCCCUAUGAUCUUCUGGUGGUGGCGAGGGAAUCACAAAAGUUAUCACCGAAAACUAACACUGUAGCAGUAGGAACGGAUGAGUGUGACGGAUCAUCCGCAGGCGUGAAGCUUCAGGAGAGAACUAGGAAGAAGAAGAGGCAAAAUCAAAAGACCUUUAAAGAAGGUUGCUGCAUUCUUGACACUAGCAAUGGCUUGGAACCAGAUUGUACUGCAGAAGAAUGCCUUACACCUACUAGGCUGUGGGAUAAUACUGUCAAGAAUAUGUGUGGAUCCGCUCAUGAACCCAAGGCCGCUUGUAUUGCUCCAGAAGCAAAGGACCUUCCUAAUCCGCUUACAUUUUUUGAGCAGAGCGUGGAUGUGAGCGAUAUGAGUUCUCUAAAAAAUUGCUCAGAUUCACAAGAGUCCAAGACCCAGAACUGUGACAACCUCUCUGAAUUUUCUACAUGUUGUGAGAGUUUUCUAAGGUCUCGUGGUGUGGUGACGUCUGAAUUCCCUUCAUCUUGUUUUCAUUCGUCUACGACCACGUUAUCUUCGAGUGAAAGCCCUUCUGAAUUGAAGGAUCCGCUCUAUCGGACUUUCUGUACAACAUGCUGUGUCAGAACUGAUAAGAAUUCGCUGUCUUUCCAAAGAUGUCCUUACGAAGAAUUGCUGCUUUCCGAUCGGAUGACACUAGAGAGCGAAAAGUCAUCCAUCGGAGGAAUUCCGCAGUUGGAGUCUGCGCACUAUACACAGAAUCACUCCAUCUGCAACUUAUCUUGUCAGACGACUCCCCUGAGCGCUUCGGUAACGAGUUCCUUUGCAAGUGCUUCCCCAUCUCGCGAAGCCUCACCAACCACUUCCAUACCACCGCAGAAUAACGGUUUGGUACAGGAAUCAAGCGUGCUUGAUGAUCUUCUUUUCCCUCAGACUGAUGACACACUCAACAGUUAUCUUGAUUUCAUUCGCAAAGCUGUCGCAGUUCGUAGUUUAAACCAUGGAGCUUUACCUGAAAUGAAAGAUGUUCUCAAGGACUUACACGAAAAUGUCAGCGCGAAAUGGGUCGAUUAUGUCCUCAUGUACAUUCCAGAAGUUUCCGUGUUGCCAUACGAUGGAAAAAUAUUCAUGGUAUGGAAGGGUAAAUAA
This is a messenger RNA of Necator americanus (New World hookworm), 1962 nucleotides long. RefSeq lists its product as uncharacterized. Lineage: Eukaryota; Metazoa; Nematoda; Chromadorea; Rhabditida; Ancylostomatidae. The transcript is spliced from 20 exons. The record is from RefSeq and is a predicted model, not a curated record. Bases 1 to 1962 code for a protein of 653 amino acids.